GGAGCAGCGCAAGUCUGGCCGCCUGAAGACCCAAAUGACACUCGGGCUUACGACUUCAAUCACGAUGAAGAGGAUGACGGACAUGCUUUGGAGCUACCAGACUCACCAUGGACAUACGAGAACGGUUCUGUAAACCCCUCAUUGGAACCAUCCAACGCUUUUCGCAGACGAGCAACACAAGCAUCCAGACAAUCCCAUCGUCCGGAAGAAGGCAACGUGUCAAAAGUUCCUCCGUACCAUCCAGAUUACGGCAAAUCACCUCCGUCUGCAUUAAACAACCGCUAUUCUUCUUCCGAGGGAAGUGAAGAGAGCGACAGCGAUGAGUAUCGAUACUAUGGAGGGAAACGACGCGUGCGUCGAGGAUCGGAAGGACUGGAAGUUAGAAUGGGUGCAGCGGACCGUGAGGCGAUCUUAAGGCGGUAUAUGUUUACUCGGGGUCCUGAGAUUGGGAAAUACCGGGUGUACAAACCAGAGCCUCAUUCACCUUCGUUGUCACCUUCCCCGCCUAUUGAACAAGUACCGGACGAAUUGCCUCUUGGUGCGGAAGCGGGCAACCAUUAA
Fomitiporia mediterranea MF3/22 is the source of this 561-nucleotide messenger RNA. RefSeq lists its product as uncharacterized. The record is from RefSeq and is a predicted model, not a curated record. The annotation marks the transcript as partial. Lineage: Eukaryota; Fungi; Basidiomycota; Agaricomycetes; Hymenochaetales; Hymenochaetaceae. The transcript has a single exon.